This is a messenger RNA of Cyanidioschyzon merolae strain 10D, 282 nucleotides long. RefSeq lists its product as hypothetical. NCBI's taxonomy places the organism in Eukaryota, Rhodophyta, Bangiophyceae, Cyanidiales, Cyanidiaceae. The record is from RefSeq and is a predicted model, not a curated record. The transcript has a single exon. The coding region runs from base 1 to 282 and encodes 93 amino acids.
AUGGUACUCUCUACCGAAGAAGCGUCGAAGCAAGUCUCGACACCGUACCCGCCGAUCGAUCCGAACCCGUCAUUCACACGUGUGUUGCUCAACUUCAAACCCAAGGAGUACGCCGUCGUUGUUGCAUCGGCUGCAGGCUCUGCUUUUUUCGGGUACUUGGCGGGUCACCCAGUACGUGUGCCGUCCACGUACUGCGCUACAGCCAUCGGGACACUGGGGGGCUUUUGCUAUUCGUUUCGUGCUUCACUGGGUCGGCUUCUCGGUUUCGAGCCGAAUAACUAG